UCUGGUCUUUUCUCCACUGUUAGCUCGUCUUUCAUUGUCGCCAUGGAGUCCAGUCUUAGUCCUGACCCCAGCGACACCACGAAUGCCCCUCUCGCGCAACUCGUGCAGAUUGAACUCGGCAACCUCAUCGCUGCGGGCUCCACGCCUGUAGACCCAGCAUCUACGUGGUCGCCAUCUGCGUCGACUGUGAGGAUCCAAAUGAUCGCAUACGCAAGCUUGUCCAUGAGCUUGUUAGCAGCAUUCGGGGCUGUCCUAGGCAGGCAAUGG
Molecule: messenger RNA, 267 nt
Organism: Suillus discolor
Lineage: Eukaryota; Fungi; Basidiomycota; Agaricomycetes; Boletales; Suillaceae
Exons: 1
Source: RefSeq, a predicted model, not a curated record